This is a messenger RNA of Triticum aestivum (bread wheat), 1668 nucleotides long. RefSeq lists its product as uncharacterized. The transcript is spliced from 2 exons. Lineage: Eukaryota; Viridiplantae; Streptophyta; Magnoliopsida; Poales; Poaceae. Bases 58 to 1305 code for a protein of 415 amino acids. The record is from RefSeq and is a predicted model, not a curated record. Gene Ontology annotation, molecular function: protein binding.
AAAAAAAAUGCAUCGAGAACCCUAAAUCCGCUUGCGGCAUUUCCACCCUCCACCCCAAUGGCGCCGCCGGGCGACAUGGAAGCCACGCCGUCGGAGCAGCCGGAGCUCCAGGACGAGCUCCUCGAGGAAAUCCUCCUCCGGCUAACCACGGCGGCCGACCUCGCCCGCGCCUCGACGGCCUGUCCUACCCUGCGUCGCGUCAUCACCGACCACUCCUUCCUCCGCCGCUUCCGCACCCUCCACCCGCCGCCUCUCCUCGGCAUAAUUUCCGUCACCUUCCGCCCGGCCCAGCACCCCCAUCCCUCCGCCGCCGCCGCCCGCGCCUUCGCCGCCGCGGAGGUCGAUUUCUGGUGCUCCUUCCUCCCCUCCGUCGACCGUUGGCGCCACCGCCACUUCCGUGACGGCCGCGCCCUCUUCUCCGGCGUCCCCGAGGGAAGCAGCUACGCUCCCGACGAUUACGAUCCCCGCGACUUCGCCGGGGAGUUCGCUGUCUGCGACCCCCUGUACCGGCGGUACCGUCUGCUACCUCCCAUUUCCGACGAACUAGCGGUGCUAGUUCAUCAGCCGGAUAUCGUCAACUUCGAGCCCUUCCUUGCUCCUCCUGGCGAUGAUGAAGACCCUACUUCAUUCAGAGUAAUGUGCCUGGCGCAGUGCACAACCAAGCUGGUCCUCUUCGUCUUCUCGUCGGGUGCCGGCGAAUGGCAUGCUGUUACCUUUGACGGCUGGAUCGCUUUGGUGACAAGUCCUGGCAACCAGGUUCCAGACGCUCACUUGACAUGGGCCUCAGAGCGCUACUAUGUGCACAAAUGCUUCUGUUGGGCUGUUUCUCCGUCGAACAAGUUGCUCAUGCUUGACACGCGCACGAUGGAGUUCUCUGCUGUCGACCUCCCACGUCAACAUGUCCCCGGCCAAAUGAUCCCAAUGAUGGCUUUUGUAGAGGCAGGGGAAGGAAGGCUUGGGAUGUUUACUCUCAUGAAUCGAAUUGAUAAUGACAGGUAUUUCCUUCGCUAUACCAAGUUGCAAAAAGAUGGAGAUGGUGCAAACAAGUGGCAAUCAGUGGUGAUAAUCUCCUUGCCUUUGGGUUACCGAUAUACGAUCAUGGAUGUAGCUGGGGGAUACUUACUCCUGCAAGGGAUUCCAGAAAACCUGCAUUCGGCCCCCUUGCCGGAAAGGCCAGAUUUCGACUGUUUUUCACUGAAUCUCCAGACAUUGCAGCUUGAGUGGUUCUGUGCAAAUAAGUACAUGAUUGGGGGUGCCCCUCUGUAUGCUGGUUUCCCACCAUCCUUGACGCCACCAACUGUUUGAAGUGGGCAUAAUCUGCAUAACGGGGCUUGUUUCUAAUGCAUGGAUGGCUGUUGCACUGCACCUAUAUUUGGCUAGUUCACUUAGACUGGCUGUUCUUCUGUUCUUUUGAUGGCAUAUAUCAAGUAAUGAAGCAAUGCUCCCCUUUGCCUGGGCAUGUGCGCGAGCCGUGCGUUAUAUAUAAGCCUCUGCAUGUAUGGAUGUGUAUGCCAAUACCUUCUGUUAGAUAUACCUUUUUUUCUGAGAAUCAUGGGCCAAGCUUCUUCCGACAUCGGACGCAAAAGUGGUGAUGUUUUAGCCCUCAGUGUAGCUACAGUAUACUACCUCUGUACCAUAAUACAAGACGUUUUUGCAGUUCAAGCUUCA